Molecule: messenger RNA, 762 nt
Organism: Ilex paraguariensis (yerba mate)
Lineage: Eukaryota; Viridiplantae; Streptophyta; Magnoliopsida; Aquifoliales; Aquifoliaceae
Source: the annotation of a GenBank genome assembly
AUGAUUCCCUCUUCCGACUACAGCAACAAUGUCCCUGCCACUGCUGAAAUUACCACUACCUCCUCUAGUAGUGGCAACAGUAGAGUGACCAAAAUCAAUGUCAUCAGUGACUCAUCUGCCACCCCUAUCACCAUCAAUUUCUGCAAUAGCAACAAUAGAAGCAAAAACAUUGUUGGUGUCAAUAGAGACACCACCGUCACUACCACCACAUUCAUCAGUGCAGUUGCUGACAAAUCCAACAGCAAAGACAACAACCACUGCAUUGGCGACAAGGACACCGGAUUUGACCAUUCCAAUUACAGAUUGGUAAAGAGAAGCAACAGCAAUGUAAAAGAAGUCAAAAUUGGUGGUUCUGUAGCUCCAAGAUUUGGCAUCUCCCCGAAGAGUGUUCUUCAAGUCACAGGUUGCAGUAGCUCAGUCUUUGAAUACAGUACUUCUGCAGAUACUGAUUUACAGAGAUGUAGAAGAACCGAUGGUAAGAAAUGGCGAUGUAGUAGGUGUGUUGUUCCUGAUCAGAAGUAUUGUCAGCGGCACAUGCACAAGGGGGGUAAGAAAGCUAUAUAUAGCCUCGGACUCGGCAAUUAUUUUCGGGGCCGCUCCUCCCACAGAUUGGAGUUCUGCUGCUCCUAUUGCUAAACCUAAAAAGCUUGAUAAUCGCAUAAACUUGAACAUCAAUCUCUCUGUCUCAAUCACUCCAAGUCUUCAACAAAAAACAGAUAGUGAAAAUAGUUCUACCAGAAGCAGCAGCAGCAGUGACGCCAC